Molecule: messenger RNA, 3358 nt
Organism: Pseudo-nitzschia multistriata
Lineage: Eukaryota; Bacillariophyta; Bacillariophyceae; Bacillariales; Bacillariaceae
Source: the annotation of a GenBank genome assembly
CCCGAGUGGGGAUCGUGGACGAUACCGUAGAACUCGUACUCCUCCUACCCUUAGGCGCGCGUACGUUACGUACUAUCCUUCCCAAAGCCUCUCGGCGGAAACACAUAUGGGACGGAUUUGGAAUCGGAAAUCAAAGCGAAACAUGCCGGUAGGCACGGGCACAAGCAAAGGCACAUAACCAAAGCAUAGUCACAGGGACAAGCAGGCGCAGAAGCAGAAGCACAAACACAAGCAAAUAUUUCGUGCACCUACCCAUAACACACUAAAGAGAGAGCACCAAGGAGAUAUCUAGGCAAUGGUUUUGGGUUCCCUCUCCCCGGACAAGGACGUCGUCCACCACAACGACAACCACGAMAUCGGCAACGGUAACGACGAARACGGGAAGGGCAGCCCCAGCAAGCAGCAGCGUUCCGGGCCGGGUUCUUCCGCCGCAGCGGGCUCCGCACCGGGCCCCGCCGCUCCCGGCCGCAAAACGCAAACGCAAACGCAAACACAAGCACAAACACAAACACAAACACAGAAGCAAAAACAAAAACGAAAACGAAAGAGCUUCCGGUACUGGAUCGAGCGGUUCCUCCUGCUGGCCAUCGCCGGCUUUGCCUCGGCGGGCUGGCUCUCCGGCCACAAGCGCCUCUCGGCCCUCUACGACGGGAUUGCUCGGGGGGAUCCGGAAUCGGUUGCGGGUGCGGGUGCGGAUGGCAGGGGCGACCCCGGGAAGGAGGGGCAAACGGGAAGGCCCGGGGCCCGGCGGGGCCAGCGGUGGCGGAACCGAAACCAGCGGUUCCGGCCGAAGCACGGGCUCUCUUCCUUUGCGAGUUCCGGUUCCAAUGCCAACGCUAAUUCCACCUYGGCCGCGGGGAGGAGAAGAUUCGGAAGAUACAGUCGCAACCGCAACCGACACGACCGGGACCUCACGGGGGAUUCCGCUGGAAACGACAACAACAACAACAACAACAACAACAACAACGAGAGCCAAAACAACCAAAACGACCAGAACAAGGACCCCAAAUCCAACCCGCUCAACAUCGUCCUCUUCUAUGCCGACGACUGGACCAUGAAGGUCCUCGGAAAGCUCGAUCCGAACGUCAAGACCCCCCACAUCGACGCCAUGGCCGACAACGGGGUCCUCUUUCUCAACAACUGCGUCACCACGAGCGUCUGCUGGAUCAGCCGGGCCACCCUGAUGACGGGGACCUACUACUCCCGGCACCGGACCUCGACGCCGAGCUCCAAAAACCUCUACUACACCCACGACUGGAACCAGACGCUCUUUCCCCGCCUCCGCAGGGAGGCCGGCUACUACACCGGCCUGGUCGGCAAGUGGCACGCCCCGCAGGUCAAAGAGGCCAUGGACGCGGCCUUUGACGACCACUCCCGGCUCUACUACGGGGACCACUGGCUCGACUGGUUCUCCCCCMGGGACAACAAGCACCCGRAGCACGUUACCGAMCUMAACCGGAGGCACUCGAUCGACUUCCUCCGCAAGAGGCCCACCGACAAGCCCUUUUGCCUCAAGGUCUCCUUCUUUGCCACCCACGCGGUGGACGGGGCCCACCCGGAGCCCUCCUACCAGCCCAUGAACGAGACGGGACCCGGCCGCUUUGCCCCGCGGUUCUCCCUCUACCCCGACGACCCGGGCCACGCCAACUACACCGAGAUCCGGCCCCCGAAAACCGCGACCGACCGCCACUGGAGGGACCUCCCCUACUUUUUCCAGGACUGGAACGCGGGCCGCCUCCGCUGGAAGAACCGCUUCGAGCCCCACCUGUGGCAGAAGAACAUCCGGGACCUCUACGCCAUGGCCACGGAGGUGGACUGGGCCAUCGGGGAGAUCCUGGAGGAGCUGAGACAGCAGGGCGUCUACGAGAACACCCUGCUGGUCUUUACCACCGACAACGGCGACCUGCACGGGGAGCACGGUCUCGCCGAGAAGUGGUACCCCUUCGAGGAGUCCCUCCGGGUCCCCCUGGUGGUGGUGGACCCCCGGAUGCCGCUUUCCGAGAGGGGGACCUCCCGGAACGAGUGGACCCUCAACGUCGACCUGGCCCCGACGCUCCUCGGGGCCGCGGGGCUGGAGCCCUCGCCCUUUAUGCAGGGCCGGGACCUCGCGGACCUCUACCUCGACAAGGGGGAGAACGGGCCAGCAGCGCAAGCAGCGGCCACCACCAUUACCACCGCAUCCGGCGCCGAUGCCCCCUGGAGGACCGAUUGGUUCUACGAGUGGAACAUGGGGCACCCCUCCAACGCCUCGGGGCACGAGCAGGAAAACUUUAUCGACGCGGCCUUUGCCCUCGUCACGGACGAGUGGAAGUACGUCUACUGGCCCCAGAAGGAGUACGAGCAGCUCUACCACCGGUCCCUCGACCUCUACGACGAGUACGACGUYCUCAAGAACUACCACCUGCACCACGGUGCCAACCACCAGAACCACAACGCCACCAACACCACGGCGAACAUCCACAACGACAACGACAACGACAACGACAACCAAAACCGAAACCACGACACCAAGCUGCMGCGGGAGGAGGUGGAGCGGAUGGCCGCAUUUUCCGAGACAGAAACCACCCCCUACGGGGACAGCGUCCGGUCGACGAUGGAAAUCUACACCAGGCUCAAGGCGCGCUUCCACGAGCUCAAGGACCACGUCCAGACGACAACGACAACGACAACCAAAACCGAAACCACGACACCAAGCUGCCGCGGGAGGAGGUGGAGCGGAUGGCCGCAUUUUCCGAGACAGAAACCACCCCCUACGGGGACAGCGUCCGGUCGACGAUGGAAAUCUACACCAGGCUCAAGGCGCGCUUCCACGAGCUCAAGGACCACGUCCAGAGCGGGAACCGCGUGUAGCGGACGACCAAACACUACCACAAACACAAACAGAUACAGAAACACACCCGGUGUGUGCUUCGUUCGCAAGGCCACGACGCCACCCAACCCAACGCAGCGCAACGCAAAACCGAACGAGUGGCAAAUACCGUCAUCGCCGCGAACUCCAAGAGGGGAGGGACUACAGAGAACAAGCGGGGUGCUCGAAGCAGCAACCGCAGGAGCAACAGCAACAGCGACAGAGUCGUCUCGAUCGUUUUUUGUUUUGGUUCYGUGCCUGCCAACGACGGGCCAAAAAUCCCAGGGUAGUAGCAGCAGGGACAGGUUGCACGGGUCCAUUGCGGCUUUUGGAAGGGGAUGCCAAAAAAGACCCCAUCUUUCCACCCUUGUGGCUUGUUGUUCUUUCUGUUACUAAUUCUUUAAUUGUACCACUGAUUGUGGCACAUGCCAAGCCACACGAGAAGAAGUAGUGCUAUCUAUUGUUCUUCAAUUGKUAGUACGAAUGGUACAAUAAGAAUGGCAAGGGCAC